UGCUGCUGCUGUGGAGCGCUGCUGCUCCUCCGCUCUGCUUGGACCAGUAGCAGAGAUAUGAAUCUCCUCUCCACUUCUUUAAUAGCAAAGCUGACCGGCUGAGAGGAGACAUGUCCGCUCAAGGACUGUUAAGCAGUGUUUUCUCGUGCUCGCUGAGCCCCAAAAUUAUCGCCAAGCGGAGACUGAGGCAGACCAGGAGCCUGGACCCGGCGCUCAUGCGACAUUAUGGCACCGACGCGGAGGAGACGUCGUAUAAGGGUGACUUCACUUGGAGCAGCGAGUCAGGACGUAGCGUUGGCCUGAAGCCCGUCCCCUUGCAAAGCCUCUCAGAGCUGGAGAGGGUUCGUCUACAGGACGUGGCCUUCCAAAGACUCCUGCGGGAUCACGACCUGGGCUGCCACAUCGCCAUCCCUAAAUAUGGCCACAAGCACAAGAAGUCACUCAGGCGGAAGUUGGAUUCGUUAUCUAAAGAGAAGAGCAGAGACAAAGAGAAUUCGCCCCAGGCGUUUGGCAUACCGCUGUCACAGGUCAUAUCCAAUGACCGCAGACACAAGCAGCGGCACGAUCCCCUGCGGGAGGGGCACAGUGACCCCACUGAAUUGAUGCUAUCCUUCCUCCACCUCACCUCCAGCUUCAAAAGGGCCAACAAGGAGCUCUCCAGCAGCAACUCGUCCAUGAGCUCCACCUCUGAGACCCCUAAUGAUUCACCUCUGCCCAGCACACUAGACGUUGCCCCACGGACGCGCAGGAGGGGCGGAGUAUCUGUGGACUGCAUCACUGACCUUGACGAUAACCAGUCUCGGCUCUUGGAGGCCCUCCAGCUGUCUCUGCCAGUAGAGGCAGCUGGCAACAGGGAGAAGCGUCAUGACAAAAAGCUCAGCCUCAACCCAAUUUACAGACAGGUGCCCAGGGUGGUGGCUCUCUGCUGCCAGCACCUUGAAAAACACGGCCUGCAGACGGUUGGAAUUUUCCGUGUUGGGAGUUCCAAGAAGAGAGUGCGACAGCUACGCGAGGAGUUCGACCAAGGAUGGGAGGUACAUUUGGAUGAGGAGCACAGCGUCCACGAUGUCGCUGCCUUGCUGAAAGAGUUCCUCAGAGACAUGCCUGACCCUCUGCUGACAAGAGAGCUCUACACGGCUUUCAUCAACACAAUAUUGCUGGAUAAUUCAGACCAAGAGAGCACCCUGCAGCUCCUGAUAUUUUUGCUUCCUCCCUGUAACAGCGAUACGCUGCAGCGCCUCCUCUGCUUGCUGUCCACAGUGGCUGCACAUGCUGACGACAGCCUAGACAAUGAGGGACAUGAGAUCACAGGAAACAAGAUGACAUCACUCAAUUUAGCCACCAUCUUUGGGCCAAAUCUCUUACACAAGCAGAAGAACUCAGACAAAGAGUUUGCCGUCCAGAGUUUCGCCCGCGCAGAGGAGAGCUCAGCCAUCAUCAGCGUAGUCGAAAGGAUGAUCAAUACUUGUGGUACACUAUUUAUGGUUCCUGCUGACCUGCAGAAUGAGGUGCUGAUGAGUUUGCUAGAAACUGAUCCUGACGUCGUAGAUUACCUACUGCGGAGGAAGGCUUCUCAACACUUAGACCAAGGCCCUCUCAGAGCGGAGGAGUCCUUCUCUCUUACCGACAGGCGCUUAUCCAACGACUCCAUCAAAGCAUCUAGUGGAGAGGUGUCUCCUUAUGACAACAACUCCCCAGUCCUGUCAGAUGGACCGCUGUAUAAAUUCCCUGAGGACAGCAGUCCGAUGUCAGACAGGAUCCCCAGACUCUCUAAGCAGCACAAUCUCAGUGGCCAUUCUAAAGAUGGAUCUGGCAGCACCUCUCCUACGCUUUCCACAGACAAAGAGGCAUCAAAUGAUCCUUUCUGGGACACCUGGCAGGAACUGCUCAGCAAGGAUUUUACUGGCCAACACAUCACCGGCUCCCUCGGAGACAUGUCGGAAUGUGAGUCGUAUGGAUCAUCAGAGGGGCUGAGCAGUCACCAAGGUAACAACAAGCUGCCCGUCAGGCCAACACAAACCUCAUUGGGCGUGCUGGAAGUCAGGCCACACCUCCCGGUGACUCGCAGCAGCAGUGGCCCUCAUGACCAGAGAGGACAGACUCAACCGCAAUCAUCAUUACAUCAGCGACUGAGCGACCAAUCGGGAGCCAUCAGCUCGGAGAACUUAGUGGGAAGGACAGGACACCCUGUAUGUCCAUUAAUUAAGGUCAGGACGCACGGUUUGAUUCCUCCUUAUUACUCCGGACAGCUGAGGGAGACGCAUAUUUCUCACUCCACACCCUCCCUCUUCACGUAUAAGCCUGACCCUCAAACCCCACAGCAGGCCCAGACUGUAGAUACAGCAGAUGGGCCCGGAGAAGCAAAGGGCCCUGGUGCACCGGACUGGCAGACAGAGAGGUGGCAUAUAUGGCAGAUACUGUCAAAAGACAAUGAAGACACACUGACUGAAACCCUGGUGUGAUGCACCACUUAUACCUACAUGUACAAAACUGAUCACUUCAGGAGAACAGGGUCAUUCUGCCAUCAUGCACUGUGUCUGAAUGUGUUGUUAUUUUGCUGUGUUGUUAUUUUUUGCAUGAGUGUUCAUCUGUACAUAUAUGAAUUCUUUUGUUCAUGUUAACGUGACAUAAAAUGAUUGUUUUAUCUAAUUUUGUACUUUUUUGGUAGUUUAUUUUAAUGUGUUAAAGCCUUAAGAUAAUUUGCAACACAAACAUCUACAACCACAUUUAGACUUGAAUGAUCUAUUAAUACUUACUUUGAAGCCAUGAAGGUUUUUUCUAAUGCUGAAUGUAAAACUAUAAACAGUGUUUAUGUUGUGUUUUGGCUUAAAUUUGCGAUACUAUGAUGUGCACUGCUGGUGCUUUAAUGUUGAGUUUCGUUUCGUUAUAUUACAAUCUACUUAGCUAUGGAAAUGCUGCAGAUAUGUCCAUAUUACUACGCAUGUUUGUUCUCCAGAAAACAAAACUGGAGGAUGUGUUUUGUAUAAGGCGUAUUCCUCUAUUUUAAGUAAAGCUAUAUAUUAGUGAAUUUCUGCACUCACUUUCUGUUUAUAUGUUAUAUAUAUGCAAGAAAGGUAAAAUAACAAGCAGUAAUUGGUAUUUCUUUUGCUUUGGGAAAGAUCCCUCUUUCCAGCUAUGGACAAAGGUUACCUAUGUGGCACUUGCUAAACUUUACUGAAUCUAAGAACAGUAUACAGUAGUAUUGUAAAAUAUACAGUAUAAAUGUAAGCUACAACAAAAAAACUCCAUACAAGGUAAUUAUGUAUGACUGAGACCAUCUUUUGGCGGGUGAGUUGCAUAAAUAAACAUCAAGACUAAUUUCUA
Messenger RNA from Acanthopagrus latus (yellowfin seabream), 3324 nucleotides. RefSeq names its product rho GTPase-activating protein 6-like. Lineage: Eukaryota; Metazoa; Chordata; Actinopteri; Spariformes; Sparidae. The coding region runs from base 111 to 2462 and encodes 783 amino acids. Gene Ontology annotation, biological process: signal transduction. The record is from RefSeq and is a predicted model, not a curated record. The transcript has 13 exons.